This is a messenger RNA of Nomascus leucogenys (northern white-cheeked gibbon), 1757 nucleotides long. Its product is annotated as inversin-like. Gene Ontology annotation, biological process: protein localization to ciliary inversin compartment. The coding region runs from base 257 to 562 and encodes 101 amino acids. The transcript is spliced from 4 exons. The record is from RefSeq and is a predicted model, not a curated record. Gene Ontology annotation, cellular component: ciliary inversin compartment. Gene Ontology annotation, molecular function: protein binding. NCBI's taxonomy places the organism in Eukaryota, Metazoa, Chordata, Mammalia, Primates, Hylobatidae.
AUAGAAGGGCGGAGGGCGGGUGUACGCGGUGCUUCAGAGGAUGGGAACUACAAUUCCCAGAAGGAUGUGCGGCCGAAAGCCUCGGGCGGCCUUUUGAGGGGCUCCGCUAGCUUCAGCGCCGUGGGGUCUGACCUGGCUGGGUAUAGUGUCCCAGCUCGGCAGGAGGGGCGGCCCGGUCCGGGUCGCGCCUCCUGGAGCCGCCCCCGGGACGUCAGUCCUGGAGGAGGCGAGGGUUGCUCCGGUUGCUAAGAAGACUAUGAACAAGUCAGAGAACCUGCUGUUUGCUGGUUCCUCAUUAGCAUCACAAGUCCAUGCUGCUGCUGUUAAUGGAGAUAAGGGUGCUCUACAGAGGCUCAUCGUAGGAAACUCUGCUCUUAAAGACAAAGAAGAUCAAUUUGGGAGAACACCACUUAUGUAUUGCGUGUUGGCUGACAGAUUGGAUUGUGCAGAUGCUCUCCUGAAGGCAGGAGCAGAUGUGAAUAAAACUGACCAUAGCCAGAGAACAGCCCUCCAUCUUGCAGCCCAGAAGGCAUUGAGAACAAUCAGCACAGUCAGGAUCUAAGAGACUACAAUCAUUCAAAGAAGAAAAACAUGUAAAGUGAGUACCACAUUCAUCCUGGCCUUUUCCUUUAUGGCAUUUUCCAAAUUGGAAUGCAAAAGAAUACAACCCUAACAGGAAGCAGCAGCCUUACCAGGCUGAAGAAACUGAGGCCGAGUUUGGAGAUAAUAGUGGCUGGAACUUGAAGGUCAAAAUCCUGGGGAGGAGGGAAUUGCAGAGAAAGAAUGCAAGAAUCUGGAUACAAAUUCCUCACAAGUUUUUAGCAGAUUCCUAAACUGUGCUUGUAUAGGGUGAUGCUCUAAGAAACCUAGUAUUAAACAACAGCUGGGAGACUAGAGAGCUGAGUAGAGAUUAUUUUAAAUUAUCCUAUAUUUUCUUUUAUGUUUAAAUCUCUUAAUACAUAACACAUUGAUUUUUGUGUAGGGAUCCAUUCUCAUUUUAAAGCAUAUGGAUAACUAAUUUUCCCAACACAACCUAGUUCAUUAAUUUUUGGCCAUUUAGUAUCUGCUCUGUGUCAGUUCCAGGCUUUUGUACUAUGAACUCCCUAUGCAUUUCUUUUUUUUUAAAUGAGGGAUCCUGAAUACUAGGGAGGCUUUCGGAAAUUUGAAAAUAAAAGUUACAUGAUCAGUGUAUUUUCGGGGGACUAAUAUGGCAACUAAAGCUACUUUGGAAGAGAAAGAGUGGAGAUACAUAGAUUGCUAUUAUAGUUCAGGCCAAUAGAGAGGAAUUGGGUUUAAGAGAUAUAUUAUGGAGGUAGAAGUGUUCAUUCAACAAGCAUUUAUUGAAUAUCUACUAUGUAGUCAUGAUUAUACAACUAGAGAGAAUAUGAAAAAAAUGAAUCACAUAUGUUAGCUUAUAGAUAGGUGCUCUCAGUACCCAUCCCUAUUAAACUUCAUUUCCCUUUGUUUAGUGAACCUUCUGAUAUAUUGGAUAUCAAAUAUCCUUUCCAAGUAUUGUCUGUCCCACUUAAUUCUGGUAUCCAUGAAAGCAGAAAUGUGCUAUUUAUGUAAUCAUGAACACUCAUGUGUAUGUGUAUACCUUCAUUCAUUCGACAUGUGUUAAUACUAUUAUGUAACAGGCAUCGUGUUAGGCCUUGGAACACAAAGGUGAACAACAUGAUUCCUGCUCUUAAGUUGCUUACAAAGAUCAUGGAUGAAGAUAUUAAAUGAUAAUUAAAGUUGAUUGAUCUACCUUGUAA